AUGAAUCACUACAGUCAUCCCCACAUCAACCCAGGCCAAUCACCGCGUCAGAUGUAUACGAUCGCGGAUGCAAACCUCGGCAACCAACCUAGCAACAUCACACCCACCCGCAACCGUGCAACCCCCAGGACUCAAGUACCCGGUGGAGGACAAUUGGGCCCCCACCGCAUGACACCCACCAAUGUGCGCUACCAUCCUCAUGGGGCCGGUGGGACACCGGACCAGACUUCCCAGGUCAUCCCAGCAACAAACCCAGGAGGUCAUGGCAAUCGAUCCAUGGAUCCCCGAACAGAAACCGACUUAGAAGGACCAAACUUGGGUAACUACAACAAUCCCCAAGACUACUCUGAUCUCAUGGAGACUGGUCUUCUUCCCCCUUUGGACCAAGGCCUCCCAGAUCAAGCGACCGAUGACGCAGAGCGACCUCUUCCACCACCCUUGGAUUUGCAUAAUCUCAAUCUCGGCCCGCGCACAGCUCAUCCUCCCAAUCUGCGCAAUUCAACCUCGCCAGAUGACCUUCCAGCCCAAGAGGACACCGCCCAGGGUGAUCUACUUCGUCGGCUCAUAGAAACCCCCGACACAAUGGCUUCCGUCAUCAGUGCCCUAAUCCAGCGUGGAGGGAUCCCGCAACCCGAAGCAGCGGGCAACAUGGGCACUGACCCCGGACGACACAUCUACGGGAAAGUCAUCCGAGAACAUGUGCGGGGGCAAAUCCGCCGCAUCUUGAGGCAGCCAAACCUCGCUGCCUACACCCGAACCAGUGGCCCAAACGGGGAAAGGUAUACUAAUGCGCCUUUCCCGUUGAUCAGGGCUCACAUUUUGGCGCAACCCUUAGUGUGGCGACAAAGGCAUCUGCCUUCGGGGUUGGCAGACAAUGAUAUGGACGCGAUCGAAAAUCUUGAUCGCUUCCUGCGUACCAUGGUGAAACAUGAGCGGACAACCCUUCGAAACCUGCUCCUGAUUCAAGUGCGACCCGACCCGCGUCGUCGAGCCCCAGGCCCAAUCCCCCGACUAUUUGACCUCCUAGUCCUCAUUGAACAAGGACUCAGCGGCCCCCGGAACGCACUAAGUCGCCAGGAUUUGGCCAGCUGGGCAACCCGCCCCGUGCGACUUAGGUUUGCUAUAUUGCGACUCCUGGCAGUCAAUCAUUACCUCAACCGACCGCCUGGAGAAACAGCCUCCCAGUGGGAGAUUAUCGAUCGGCAUCUAGAGAUGCUCGCUGCCCUCAGCCCUGUCGUUCUUCAAGCGCAUAUCGAGCUCAUCAUCCGCAAGGAUGCACAUUACUUCGAUGGUAACAAGUACAUAGGUGACAUACCUCGCGAAACGUUCCAUCUGCCGACUGACGAAGAGGUCAAUGCGGAGGUAGCACGAUUGAACCGCACCCCAGCCGCUGAGCGAGCCACUCAACUGGCCGACAUGACAGAUGAAUAG
Molecule: messenger RNA, 1431 nt
Organism: Puccinia graminis f. sp. tritici CRL 75-36-700-3
Lineage: Eukaryota; Fungi; Basidiomycota; Pucciniomycetes; Pucciniales; Pucciniaceae
Exons: 7
Coding region: 1-1431 (476 amino acids)
Source: RefSeq, a predicted model, not a curated record